UCCAUUCACAGAAACGCUGGCUCGCUCGCUGGCCCUUUCAUUCACACAAACAGCAUCUCAUUCACAUUCUGUCGUUUUUUUGUCUGCUUCUAAUGAAGACCACGGUUUGGGAAUGGUGGGGCUGACUUGCUUCAGAUUGGAGGGGGACUCUAAUCACCAUCGAAAUCGUCCGUGGGGUGCGCAUCUGCUGUUGCUAUGCAAGCUAGGGGAAGGGAAAAAAGAGAGUGCGGGGUGGCUGCUGGGCUAGGGCUGCGGCGCGGUUGGAGAGCGGUGGGGACGCGUUUGCUGCGACAGGGCGGGCCUGGCUGCUCAGCGCUCCUUCGUCCUCUGGAGCCGGCCUCACCCGUGCGCCCGCCAUGGGUGACACUCCCUAAACUCCGUUCCUGGGGCUCCCAGAAAGCCUGGGAACCUCGCAGCCACCUGAGAUCAGCCCUGGGCGUGAGAAGACUCAGGGUGACCUGCUAGUGUGCUAGAAGGCAAAAGCAUUCGCUGGCACAGAAGUUACCGGGAAACUUUGACAGCGGUUGACUUCCCUGUGAUGCAGGUUAUUCAUCUUAAUGCAUGAGGCCACCUGGCAGAGGCCACCGAGGAAGGUCUCAGAAUCUUGGACAGACCUUCCGGGAGGCUGUCGAUGUCCUGCUCUCCUAAACGCCAGGAAGAAGGCCUGUGUGUGUCAUUGCAAGCCUGAGCCCGACUCCCAAGGAUGAGGCCGUUCUUCCUGUGGAUUUGAUGGGCAGUUAGAGCAGCCACAUUUUUUUUUUUCCUGCCUGACUGCAGGGCUGCAAAGCAGCAGCUGAAGGGACAUUGACAUGGAUUGGUGGUGUUACUAAGGCGUGCUUCCAGGGCUUAAACACAUUCAGUUGGAAUAAAGCUCAGAGCUCAACCCUCUUUUUUCCCUUUUUCUUUCUUGGCAUGGAUUUCUGGAGCCUGUUGCCGCUCAUCAGAGAAGCACCAUUCUUUUUUGGAAGUAGAUUUUCAACUUAAUCCUGACUGAGAAAGGCUGCUGGCUGCUGUAAAUGAUCAGGCAAGACCCCCUAAGCUGUACUGAGAAGAAGUUCAUGUGCAGAUUUUUUUUUCCGUGUGUUGUCUGAGGAAUUGCAUCGCCACAGACAUUCGCCAGCAGACACACAUGGCUGCUCUGUGGAUGUGAACAAGAAAAGCAAACCACAGGAAACCGACGCCUUUUAUUUAUUUAUUUUUUUUACAUUUUCACCUGAUGGUGAAGGGUUCCCUCUUUUCCUUUUUUUUUUUUCUGAAAAAUUGUUGCUGCUUCCUAAAUCAAGAUUCAUCAGGAUUUGCCUGAAGACUUCUUAAAAAGCCUUCGUCACAUUUUAACGCAUCGCUCGCUGUCAGACACUUCUGGGGCUCAUCCUCAUGAGCUUGGCAGGGGAAGAACGAACCCUAGCAUGGAAUAAUGGGUUUUGGAAAGUUCAAGAGAUCAUUUGAAGGAACUGGAUUUAACUUUGGCACAAAUGCAGGAUGGGGCAGGGGUAGGUGAAAAAGCAAAGAUUGGAAGGAAAUAUCUGCGAAGGUAAAAAAAGGAAAUUUGAGAACUGAUUGGCUGUAGUUGCUGUCAGCGGGUGGAUGUCGUUUUCUUCUCUCCCUCUCUCUCUCUUUUUGCUACAGGAAGUGGUUUGCGGAGCUCACCGAGCCUUUGUUGAGAAGGGUCUCCUCAGAGUGAGUCACGCUUUUGCUGGGAGCAGCCCCGUGCAGCUGGGCGCUCCAUCAGCGGCAACUAUGACUUUUGCAAGGCAAGCGUUCCACCCCAACCCGUGGUCUUCCGGGCCCGCGCUGCGUGUCGGUUGCUCUGCUGCCUUGUAACGGUGUGAGGGCUCGGUCGUCAGCCUCGGCUGUCCCUCUCCGGAAAGGUUGUCCCGGGACCCCAGCUCCUUGUCCCGCUCCGGGGCCCGCGGCUCGUGUGCUAUGCGCGGCAGCCCGCGCCGGGGCCGGCAGCAGCAGCGCCCGGGCGGAUGCGGCGAGCUCACGGAGGGGCAUGCUUCCACGCACCAAGUACAACCGCUUCAGGAAUGACUCGGUGACAUCGGUCGAUGACCUUCUCCACAAUCUGUCGGUGAGCGGCAGCGGCGGCAAGGUCUCGGCGGCGGCGCCCGCGGCGACCCCCUACCUGGUGUCGGGCGAGGCGCUGCGCAAGGCGCCGGACGAUGGGCCCGGCAGCCUGGGCCACCUGCUCCACAAGGUGUCCCACCUGAAACUCUCCAGCUCCGGCCUGCGCGGCCUGUCGUCCGCUGCCCGGGAGCGGGUGGGCGCGCGGCUUUCGGGCAGCUGCAGCGCGCCCAGCCUGGCGGCCCCGGACGGUGGCAGCGCGACCCCCGGGGCUCGCGCCCAGGCCGCCAGCAUGAGCGCCACCAGGAAGAGCCGGGCCGGCGACGAGCCGCUGCCCAGGCCCCCGCGGGGCGCUCCUCACGCCAGCGAGCAGGUGUUGGGGCCGGGAGUCACCUAUGUGGUCAAGUACUUGGGAUGCAUUGAAGUUCUGCGCUCAAUGAGGUCUCUGGACUUCAGUACAAGAACUCAGAUUACCAGGGAAGCCAUCAGUCGUGUCUGCGAAGCUGUGCCAGGUGCCAAAGGAGCCUUCAAGAAGAGAAAGCCUCCGAAUAAAAUGCUGUCCAACAUUCUGGGGAAGAGCAACCUCCAGUUCGCAGGGAUGAGCAUCUCCCUGACCAUCUCCACCGCCAGCCUGAAUCUGCGCACUCCUGACUCCAAACAGAUCAUAGCAAACCAUCACAUGCAGUCCAUCUCCUUCGCCUCGGGGGGAGACCCGGACACAACAGACUAUGUUGCCUAUGUUGCUAAGGACCCUGUUAAUCGCAGAGCUUGCCACAUUCUGGAAUGCUGUGAUGGGCUAGCCCAAGAUGUCAUUGGCUCCAUCGGACAAGCCUUUGAGCUCCGGUUCAAACAGUAUUUGCAGUGUCCUUCCAAGAUUCCUGCUCUGCAGGACCGGAUGCAGAGUCUAGAUGAGCCAUGGACUGAAGAGGAGGGAGAUGGUCCUGAUCACCCAUACUACAACAGUGUUCCCAGCAAGAUGCCUCCUCCAGGGGGAUUUCUUGAUGCUCGAUUGAAAGCCAGACCCCACGCUCCUGACACAGCCCAGUUUGCAGGGAAAGAGCAAACUUACUACCAGGGAAGACACUUAGGAGAAGCCUUUGGUGAAGACUGGCAGCGAGCACCCACCAGGCAGGGUUCCUUGGACAUCUACAGCACACCAGAAGGGAAAGGGCACAUGGCUCUGGUAGGAGAGACACCAACCUAUGUCAACACCCAGACAGUCCCUCCACAGGUUUGGCCAGCAGCAAGCAGCAGCACCGAGAGCAGCCCACGGAAGGACCUCUUUGAUAUGAAGCCUUUUGAAGAUGCUCUCAAGAACCAGCCCCUGGGGCCCGUGUUGAGCAAAGCAGCGUCUGUGGAGUGCAUUAGCCCUGUUUCACCCAGAGCCCCAGAUGCCAAGAUGCUGGAGGAGCUUGAUGCAGAACCCUGGUACCAAGGAGAGAUGAGCAGGAAGGAGGCAGAGGCACUGUUGCAGGAAGAUGGAGACUUCCUAGUCAGAAAGAGUACUACCAACCCUGGUUCCUUUGUCCUCACGGGCAUGCACAAUGGCCAGGCCAAGCACCUGCUGCUGGUGGACCCGGAAGGCACGAUCCGGACGAAGGACAGGAUCUUUGACAGCAUCAGUCACCUCAUCCACUACCAUCUUGAGAGCAGCCUGCCCAUCGUCUCUGCCGGGAGUGAGCUUUGCCUCCAGAAACCUGUGGAGAGGAAGCACUGACCAGGCCCAGAGCCCUCCCCAUGCUGUGCGCCAGGGUGAAAGAGAGAAACCGUGGGAAAUGAACAGCUUUAUUACCCAUCGUGCAUAGAGAACCAUCCUGUGGAGUGAACCUUCCAAGGUACCAGUGAACACUGUACCCCGGUUCACACUUCACCCACAACACUUUCCCACAACCAAAGCCACUAACAUUGGAGUCAAGUGACAGCUCACAAGGCAGGGAAGAGUGGACUAACCAGGCUUGGGCAAGGAGUUUCUUCUUCUUCUUCUUUUUUUUUUUUUUUUUUUAACACUAUGUGUGAGUUGCCAAAUUGACUGUUCUCUGUUCAACAACUUUUGGAUACAACUUGUUUCAGAGGAUUGUAAAAUUAUGUGCGUUUCUUUGUAUUCAGAAUUAAACAUUUGAUGUUUAAAGACCCCGGAUUAAGGAGACAGCUCAGCAUAAAUGUAUUGUAUAACAAGGUAUUUAAUAGUUUUUCAAAAUCAUUUGGAUGGCCAUACAUAUUGAUAUAUGAAUAUUUGGAAUUAUUCUGUUUCUGUUAACCUCUGUGAGACACAGUUACUGUAACAGUGAUCUGUCUGGGCUUAUGGCCAGCCCACAUCCUUCUACUUCAAUACCGGCAUGGAAUUGACUUCCUAAGUCACCUGUGAGGAGCAGAAAUAUAAUACCAAUUUCAAGUUUUCUAAUACUUUUCUAUGAUAAAACUUAGGUGAUUCGGUGAACAUUUGGAGAUCCCAAGAUACAACAAGCAAAGGUAAUUGGUUUGAACUGCCUUACCUCUAGGGGCUCCAUCCUGCUCUUUUGGGGACUGGUGUCUCAUGCCCUUCACCAUGGGCCUGGCACACCACACCGAAGCUUCUGGGAUAACCAAGUGGACUCAGUGUAUAGCAUCCCCUCCUCGUGGCCCAGGUAUGGCAGGAGGCAGGCCGACUACUCUAGACAAUGCUGUUCUUCUUGUUAUCACUAGGUCCUGGGAUAUGUGCCUUCAUCAUCUGGACAGCCAUCCAUGCAUUUCGGUUUCCAUAGCAGCCCCCCUGAACCUCUGACCUAGACACUGAAAUCAUUUGGGUGAUGAAGUUUGCACUUGUCCAUACAGUUUCCAAAGCAUGGAGCCAGUGAUGUAAUUAUACAUUUUCUAUAAAACGCAACCUUGUUCCAUUUCUGUGAACGGCUCUUUCCCAGCACAGAAUAACCACGGCUCAAAGAUUGAGAGAAGCAACCAUUUUUAAAUAGUUAAUUGUUCCAGUGACUAUAGGUGUGAGUCUGUUGGCAAUAAAGGCUACUGUGAAAAGUG
Messenger RNA from Microtus oregoni (creeping vole), 5073 nucleotides. RefSeq names its product SHC-transforming protein 3-like. Lineage: Eukaryota; Metazoa; Chordata; Mammalia; Rodentia; Cricetidae. Gene Ontology annotation, cellular component: plasma membrane. Gene Ontology annotation, molecular function: receptor tyrosine kinase binding. The record is from RefSeq and is a predicted model, not a curated record. The transcript has 13 exons. The coding region runs from base 1994 to 3781 and encodes 595 amino acids. Gene Ontology annotation, biological process: cell surface receptor protein tyrosine kinase signaling pathway; intracellular signal transduction.